AUGCAGCAUAUUGCCACAGCGGUGAAGUUUUUAGAAAACCCUCGAGUUCGCCAAAGCCCACUUGCAAAUAGAAGAACAUUUCUGAAGAAAAAAGGUCUCACCGAUGAGGAAAUAGAACUGGCCUUCCAGCAAUCGGGCACGCCGAAAGAGGAACCCCAGCCACACAAUCUACCCCCACAGUUGGUGCCCAGUCGGUCCACACAGCUCGCAUCGUACAGUCCCCCAAGCUCCAGAUGGAGAGACUAUGGUGCCCUGGCAAUUAUUAUGACUGGCAUCGCCAUCGGUUUCCACCAGCUUUACAAGCCCUGGGCACUUCCAUUGGUAAAGGGUGGGAGGCAAGGAAGGAAAGAAGGAAGGAAGGAAGGAAGCUAGAGAGCCAUGUCUGGGUCAAUUCCUUGCACAGUGACUCAGCUUCAGACCACUUUAGCCUCCGUCCAGGAGCUGCUAAUUCAACAGCAGCAGAAAAUCCAGGAGCUGAGCCAGGAACUGGCUACCUCCAAGGCCACCACAUCGACCAACUGGAUUUUGGAAUCUCAGAGUAUCAGCGAUCUGAAGUCGGAGAUCUAUUCGCUAAAAGGGCUCCUCCUAAACAGGAGACAGUUUCCCCCCUCGCCCUCAGCUCCCAAAAUCCUGUCCUGGCAGAUCCCGGUCAAGCCCACUUCCCCCUCCAACCCGGUGACCAAUAACCACAACACAAGCAGCGACAUCUCUCCGGUCAGCAACGAGUCCAACUCGCCUUCGCCCGUCAAGGAAAACCACAGCCCCGAGGGGACCACGGCGGCGGGCUGCCACCUGGCCAGCCCCGAGGAAGAAGGGGAGGCGGUGAUCGACCUGAAGGGCCAGGUGAGGAUGGAGGUGCAAGGGGAAGAGGAGAAGCGGGAGGAGCAGGCCUGUAUAGAGGAGGAGGAGGAGGAGGAAGAGGAGGAGGAGGAGGAGGACAACCACGUGGACGAAGAGGAUGUCCAGACGGAGGAUCGGCGAGGAGGCGAUGGGCAGAUAAACGAACAGGUGGAGAAGCUGCGGAGGCCCGAAGGUGCCAGCAACGAGAACGAAAUUGACUAG
Molecule: messenger RNA, 1062 nt
Organism: Protobothrops mucrosquamatus (brown spotted pit viper)
Lineage: Eukaryota; Metazoa; Chordata; Lepidosauria; Squamata; Viperidae
Gene: PEX14
Product: peroxisomal biogenesis factor 14
Exons: 9
Biological process (GO): protein import into peroxisome matrix, docking
Cellular component (GO): peroxisomal importomer complex; peroxisomal membrane
Molecular function (GO): signaling receptor binding
Source: RefSeq, a predicted model, not a curated record